AUGGAAAUUUUGUUGGAGUGCAUGGAUCAACAUUUUCCGGGUCUCAAAACUGCUGAUUCGAGGACUUUCUUGGUGUCACAGGGGUACUUGGGGAUCCAAACAAACCAUGGACAAGUUGCGGCGAGAACAGAUCUCUCUGUGGGAUCGAUGACUGAGGAGUCGAGGUCUGAACUUGCACAGGUGAACCUAAAAAUGCUGGGAGCAAAACCAUGCAGUUGGGACAGUAGAAACAAGUUGUUUCUUGAGGCGGUUGUAGACAAUACAUGGUGGUAG
This is a messenger RNA of Somion occarium, 273 nucleotides long. Lineage: Eukaryota; Fungi; Basidiomycota; Agaricomycetes; Polyporales; Cerrenaceae. The record is from the annotation of a GenBank genome assembly.